This is a messenger RNA of Staurois parvus, 2009 nucleotides long. The record is from the annotation of a GenBank genome assembly. Lineage: Eukaryota; Metazoa; Chordata; Amphibia; Anura; Ranidae.
AUAACGUGUAGGCCAUGUAAACAAAAGAUGGCUGCUGCCUUGACUGCUGAAGAUGCAAAGAGCAGUCUGCACGAUGAUAGCGAUUCCUCGGCCAGUACGGCGAGCUGCUGCUCCCCGGCAGAUGAGGACAGGACACUGCCAGUGUGCCCGGGUGGCGGUGCUGCCGGAGGAGCUGCUGGAGCUCAUCCUAUGUAAGGGGGAUCUAGACUACAGGGACAUCGCCAGCGUCAGUAGUGUGUCUGCAGACGGCUCCGAGCGGUGUGUGCCACCCGGGGGAAAAUAUGGAGGAAGCAGCUGUUUACUCGAUGGCCAUCAAUAAUCAAGUACUACAACCAAAUGGACCUUCCAGAUUGGCAGGAGGAGUAUAAAACUCGGCACAAGGCUGGCAUAGCCGCACGAAAAAAUAGUGUCUGCAUUCUCAAAGGAACUCAUCAUUGAACAUCUGGACUGCUUUUGGACUCAACAGUUUCUCAACACUACCUGGAUUCUUUUGUCCCUCAACAUACUUCCAAGAAAGGAUUUUAUGCGUUUGCCUUGUGAAGGUUUUAAUGAUCUUGAGAGUUUGGGCCAUCCUACACAUUUUAUUGAAGAUGAGUUAUUGUCUAUACUUGGUACAGAGAGCUGGCAGUAUUUUAUACAGAAGUAUUGUGCAAAGAAGAUUCUGUAUUGCAUGCGCCAAGAGUCUACCAUGUCUAAAUUUAAAGCAUUUCUUCAAAGACCUGCAGACCAACAAGACAUUCUAGAAGGAGCUGUUCUCAUUGAUCAGUACUGUAAUCCUCUAGAAGAUGUGAGUUUUGCAAAAAUUGACGCACAGAUUGAAGAUAUUUUUGAAAAAGGUGAAAGCUCACCUGAGUAUGAAGAACAAUAGACACCCUAGUCUGUCUCUGCAGGCAGGUAAGAGAUCUCUCAUUGAAGACAUUGAUCUACAAGGAGAGGCACUGGAUGCUCUAAAUCAUGUCAUCUUUGUUGACAUGAAGUUUCAUGGAAAUAUAACUGAUUUUUACAACCCUCUUAACUCCUAUAUGCACCAGGUUCUAAUUAAUAAGACUGGAAUCCCCAUAAGCCUCUGCGUUCUCUAUCUCACCCUUGCUCUGCGCCUGGGAGUUUUUCUGGAGCCAGUCAAUUUUCCUCAUCAUUUCAUGCUAAGAUGGUGCCAAGGUACUCUUGGAAGUACAUUUGUUACAGACUAUGUUUUUGUGGAUGCAUUUGGAAAUGGAAAAUACCGGAGUGCAAAGGAAUGUGAACACCUGAUUGGUCAACCUGUAACAGAGGAGUUCUUCGCAGCUGUCUGCACUAAGGAGGUUCUACAACGUAUGGUAGGGAACCUGCUCAACCUUGGCAAAAGGGAAAGUAAAGAUCGUAGCUUUAUGCUGCUGAGAGUGUCUUUGGAUCUGUACCUAGCUAUGUAUCCAGACAGCGUACAACAUCUAUUACUACAAGCGCGACUGUAUUUUCACCUUGGUAUAUGGCCUGAAAAGGUCUUGGAUAUCCUGCAGAAUAUUCAGGCUUUGGACCCAUCACAGCAUGGUGCUGUGGCAUAUCUAGUUCAGCAUACUUUGGAGCAUAUAGAAAGAAGGAAGGAUGACAGCGUACUUCAAGCAAAACUGAGAUCCGAUGAAAAGGAAGUGUGUUAUUCUGUAGGACUUAUUAUGAGACAUAAAAGAUAUGAUUAUAGUUGUGUGAUCUUCAGCUGGGAUCCUUUGUGUAUGAUGCCACCGGACUGGAUGGAAAACCUGGAUCUCUAUAACCUCUCAAAAGGAAUAACUCAGCCAUUUUAUAGUGUGCUUCUUGACGAUGGUACUUGUAAUUAUGUCGCUCAAGAGGACCUUGAACCACAUCCAUCUCCAACAGAAAUAUCUCAUCCGGAUAUAGAUCUUUACUUCUCAGAGUUUGCAGGAAAUCACUACAUUGCAAAAAAAGAGCUGCAGCUUCAGUAUCCAGAAGAUGCCGAGUGGAUUGUCAGGCAGAGUGUGGAGGAACAGCCCAAAUCUUCACCCCAGGAACCAUGA